AUGGCAUCUCUUAGGAGCCAGGUCCACCCGAGAGUGACGGGCUAUAAAGGCGCGGACCACGGACGAUUCGACACCAUCGAGCUAGCUCGAAAGGAUAUGCAGUCCAGGAACAUCGGACACUUCGAGGAAGUGAUGGAUAUGGAGGUGAACGGCAAAAGGCCUGGCCCGCGCAAACGCAAAUACUAUGCGGUUGCCGGGGGAAGGCGCUCGGGGGUGUUUACGGACUGGGGCGAUGCGAAUGCUGCCGCCACAGGCACGUCUGCGUGUCAUGAAGUUUUCGCCACCCGGGAGGAAGCAGACAGGUUCAUUACGGCUUGGAAAGAUGCCUACGCGGAUACGUGGAGAAGACAGAUUAGAAUUGCGCUGGACAGUGGCUGGAAGCCCAAGGAUAUGGAAAUGGACACUGGGUUCCUCUUGAGCAAAGACUCUGAUGGGCUUCCAAAGCUGGAGAAUCUCAGCAUCGAAGACGGGCUCGAGAAGUGA
This is a messenger RNA of Aspergillus campestris IBT 28561, 483 nucleotides long. RefSeq names its product RNase H1/viroplasmin domain-containing protein. The transcript has 2 exons. Bases 1 to 483 code for a protein of 160 amino acids. The record is from RefSeq and is a predicted model, not a curated record. Lineage: Eukaryota; Fungi; Ascomycota; Eurotiomycetes; Eurotiales; Aspergillaceae.